Hansenula ciferrii is the source of this 1722-nucleotide messenger RNA. Its product is annotated as Liver carboxylesterase. The transcript has a single exon. The coding region runs from base 1 to 1722 and encodes 573 amino acids. Lineage: Eukaryota; Fungi; Ascomycota; Saccharomycetes; Phaffomycetales; Wickerhamomycetaceae. The record is from RefSeq and is a predicted model, not a curated record.
AUGCUGUUCUUAUUUGCUUUGCUAACUUUAGUAUUAAGCUCACCAAUCUCAAAUGAUCAAGACGUCAAUACCCCCAUUGUUCAAAUACAAAAUGGUACAAUAAGUGGUAAAUAUAUCACCAGUUUCAAUCAAGAUGCAUUUUUAGGUCUCCCAUUUGCAGAACCUCCCUUAGGUUCACUUAGAUUCAAACCACCUCAGUCAUAUAAUCAUUCAUGGGAUUCCACUAGAAAUUUUACUGAAUUUGGUGAUGCUUGUAUUGCAUCAAGUGGGAUUUAUACAUUCCCCAAGUCUGAAGAUUGUUUAAAUUUGAAUAUUGUUAGACCUCAUGGUUUAGGGAAAGAUGCUAAAUUACCUGUGGGGAUUUGGAUUCAUGGUGGUUCAUUUACUGAAGGAUCUGGAAGAUCACCAGAAUUUAAUUUAUCAUGGGUUAUACAAAAUUCUAUUGAUAUUGGGAAACCAAUAAUUGGUAUCACAAUAAAUUAUAGAUUAAAUGGAUUUGGUUUUUUAAAAAGUGAUGAAAUUCAAAGGAAAGGUUGGACAAAUAUUGGUUUAAGAGAUCAAAUUAAAGCUAUUGAAUGGAUUCAUGAAAAUAUUGCUGAAUUUGGUGGUGAUCCAAAUCAUUUAGUUUUAUGGGGUGAAUCUGCAGGUUCUGUAUCUAUAGGGAAAAUUCUAAGUCAAUCGAAAUAUCUUGAUACAAAUUAUAUCAAAGGUGCAAUAAUGCAAAGUGGUUCAAAUAUUGUUCCUUUAGUUAAACCUGCUGAUAUAAAACCUAGUCAAGAUGAUUUUUUAUCUGUGGUGAAAUAUGUUGAUUGUUUUAAUAAUGUUAGUGAUUAUAUUGAAUGUUUACAAAAAGUUGAUUCUGAUAAGCUUAGGGAUGCUUUUAAAUUAGCAAAUAAAAUUGUUAAAGUUGGUUAUAAAUAUCCUUAUUUGGAUGGUGAUGUAUUACCAAAAUCAAGUUAUGAAACUUUGAGAAACAAUGAUGAUGAUUUCAUGAAAAUUCCUAUACUUUUAGGUACAACAACUGAUGAAGGUUCAACAUUUAUAAAUCAAUCAUUAUCAACAAAACAACAAGUUAAAUCAUAUUUAUUAAACAAUUCACCAAAUAUUAAUAAUGAAACAAUUGAUCAAUUAUUAAAUUUAUAUUCUCCUGAUAAUCCAGAAACUAUAGUCCCACAAGAUCCAACUUAUAAUAAUACACCAAUUGUUUACCCUGAGGGUAUAACAGGAGAUGAAUAUAAAACUUUAGGUAUGCUUUAUGGUGAUUUAAUUUUCAUAGCAGGUACAAGAAUAACAUCAAGAAUUUAUUCUCAACACCAAAUACCAGUUUUUAAAUAUCGUUUCAAUAUUCCAUCUCAUAAAACUUUUUCAAAACCAUAUGUUGGUGUUACUCAUGCUCAAGAUUUAGUUUAUGUAUUUGAUAAUAGAUUAACCAACAAUGAAUCUGAAGAAGAUAACCUAACAAGUUUUUAUCCAGAUCCAAGAGCUCCAGAUAUUGCAAAUACUAUAUCAAAAGCAUGGAUUUCAUUUAUUUAUAAUCUUGAUCCAAAUAUUCAAGAUAGUAAUAAAUUGAAAGCUGAAUUACCAAAUUGGACAAGGUAUGGAGAUACAAAACCUGGUAAGAAUAUGGUUUUUGAUUUAAAGGGGAAUCAUUUAGAAGAUGAUGUUUUCAGAGUGGAGCAGAUUGAAUUUAUUGAAAGUAUUUUAAGUCAAUUGAAUGCAUAA